Molecule: messenger RNA, 3599 nt
Organism: Xenopus laevis (African clawed frog)
Lineage: Eukaryota; Metazoa; Chordata; Amphibia; Anura; Pipidae
Gene: klhl13.S
Product: kelch like family member 13 S homeolog
Exons: 7
Coding region: 635-2584 (649 amino acids)
Biological process (GO): protein ubiquitination; regulation of cytokinesis
Cellular component (GO): Cul3-RING ubiquitin ligase complex; cytosol
Molecular function (GO): cullin family protein binding; ubiquitin-protein transferase activity
Source: RefSeq, a predicted model, not a curated record
ACAAAAAUUAUUGCAAAUGAUCAAGGUGUUCCUUUGUGUGUCUGUGUAAUAGCCGAAGUGUUCACCUUCCAUUCUGAAUCCCUGUUUAUCUUGUGUUCCCGGCUUGAAGUCUUCUUGUCAGGCAGCAGCCUCUUGAGGUCACACACAGAGCGGAGAAGCACAGACUUUUCCCAGAUGGACACCUGCACGGCUGGCUUCUCUGUCAGUACUUUAGGCAAUUUGUGAUCUGUUCAGGGGGGGGGGAAAGCAUUGAAUUAGAUUGUUGAUAGCGUCCCUACAAGGACUGCUAUUAGGAGCACGCGUCUCUGUGCUUCACUACUGCAGAAGACAGUGAGAUAUCCCUGAAUCCACAGCAUGUUUACCGUGCGAGAUUUUCCUCUUCCGGCAUGGGAAAAUGAAUAGGGAAAUGGCAGCCAACACUAUCUCGUUUUAUUAAGGGGACAUGCAGAAAUGUGCAGCCAUUCAGCUUUGUAUUUUCCUAUUCCAGUGAAGGAUUAAAUGGGACUGAUUUUUUUUGGUAUGCUUUUCUCCCUUUCAUAAUGGCAGUCUUGCAUUGUUUGACCAGAGCUUGCUCCAGAGGAAGACAGGCUGCUGAAUUUAGCCACUGAUCACUAACUAGCCCUGGCCCAAGGCUAUGCUGAGAUUUAUAUCCCAUUUGUAUUGUUGCAGCUCAAAAGAAGACUGUUCAGAGGAUGACAAGUGUAUUCUGAGUAGAUCUUUGGUGGAAGAGGAGGACCCUCAUUUGAAAGUCUCUCUUGGUAACAACGAUAUGGGUGUGUCUGCUCAUCUCCAGUCCUCAAAAACAGGGGCCACUAGGUUUUUCACCAGCAAUACUCACAGUUCAGUGGUGUUACAGGGCUUUGACCAGCUACGAGUUGAAGGCUUGCUUUGUGACGUUACUUUAGUACCGGGUGAUGGGGAGGAAACUUUUCCAGUUCACCGAGCUAUGAUGGCCUCCUCAAGUGAUUACUUUAAAGCCAUGUUUACAGGUGGAAUGAAGGAACAAGACUUAAUGUGCAUUAAAUUGCAUGGCGUGAACAAAAUUGGAUUGAAGAAGAUUAUUGAUUUCAUUUAUACUGCAAAACUUUCCCUGAAUAUGGAUAACCUUCAGGAUACUCUAGAGGCAGCAAGUUUUCUACAGAUUCUUCCUGUGCUAGACUUCUGUAAAGUGUUUCUUAUAUCUGGGGUGACGUUGGAAAACUGCGUUGAGGUUGGUCGAAUAGCAAACACGUACAAUCUUACGGAGGUUGAUAAAUAUGUAAAUAACUUUAUCUUGAAGAAUUUUCCAUCAUUAUUAACAACGGGGGAAUUUGUGAAACUCCCAUUUGAUCGUUUUGCCUUUGUGCUUUCCAGUAAUAGCCUUAAGCACUGUACGGAACUGGAACUCUUCAAGGCUGCCUGUCGUUGGCUACGGUAUGAGGACACUCGAAUGGAACAUGCUGCAAAAGUAAUGAAGAACAUUCGGUUCCCACUAAUGACACCACAAGACCUUAUAAACCAUGUCCAGACUGUGGAUUUCAUGAGAACUGACAAUACUUGUGUAAAUCUACUUUUGGAAGCUAGCAAUUACCAAAUGAUGCCAUACAUGCAACCUGUUAUGCAGUCAGAAAGAACUGCCAUUCGCUCUGACAACACCCACUUGGUAACACUGGGGGGAGUUUUAAGACAGCAACUUGUUGUUAGCAAAGAGUUACGGAUAUAUGACGAGAAGGGACAUGAGUGGAAAUCCUUGGCACCCAUGGAUGCACCAAGAUACCAGCAUGGAAUAGCAGUAAUUGGAAAUUUCCUAUAUGUGGUUGGUGGUCAAAGCAAUUAUGACACAAAAGGAAAAACGGCUGUUGAUACGGUUUUCCGAUUUGACCCUCGUUAUAAUAAAUGGAUGCAAGUGGCAUCUUUGAAUGAAAAGCGUACCUUUUUCCACCUAAGUGCCCUAAUAGGUCAUCUUUAUGCAGUUGGUGGUCGGAAUGCAGCAGGUGAACUUGCUACUGUGGAAUGUUACAAUCCAAGGACAAAUGAAUGGAGUUAUGUUGCAAAAAUGAACGAGCCUCACUAUGGUCAUGCUGGCACUGUAUUUGGGGGAUUGAUGUAUAUUUCAGGAGGAAUUACUCAUGAUACCUUCCAGAAAGAAUUAAUGUGCUUUGAUCCAGACACUGAUAAAUGGACCCAGAAAGCACCAAUGACAACAGUUCGAGGGCUGCACUGCAUGUGUACAGUUGGAGAUAAACUUUAUGUCAUAGGUGGAAAUCACUUUAGAGGAACUAGUGAUUAUGAUGAUGUUCUCAGCUGCGAGUACUACUCUGCGUCAUUAGAUCAAUGGACUCCAAUAGCUGCCAUGUUACGAGGACAAAGUGACGUUGGGGUGGCUGUCUUUGAAAACAAAAUUUAUGUGGUUGGAGGCUACUCUUGGAACAACAGAUGUAUGGUUGAAAUAGUCCAGAAAUAUGACCCUGAGAAAGAUGAGUGGCAUAAAGUAUUUGAUCUGCCAGAAUCCCUUGGGGGUAUUCGAGCUUGUACUAUUACUGUUUUUCCACCAGAGGACAACAGUUGUUCACCUUCUCGAGAAUCUCCUCUUUCUGCUCCUUGAAGAUAAAAGACCAUCUUGGGUUUCUUCAUUUUUCUUCAAUAGCAUCAAACAAGCUUUGCCAGCCGGAAUUGGCAAGCCUGCUUCAACAACAAACGAAAAGACUCCUCUGUCCAGAUUAUUUGUGCUAUUCAUUUGGCUUAGGUUAUUUAUCAGAAGUAUUACCUUGUAAAAUCUAUUUAAAAUUGCCAAAUGUUUAGUGAGGAAACCACAAAAAGUGAUCAAAUAUUUCAAAUAGGUACUUAUUUAAUACUGUUCAAUGGGUUUAUAAAACCCACUUGUGAUUCAAAGGUUGCAGACUUAUCUUUCAAAAACUGCCAUAUGUUAGAAUUCUUUUUCUAAUGGCCCCACAUAAUUAAUUCCUUUGUAUCCUUGAGGAGGAUGGAAAAAAAAUACCACCAGGUAUUGGCUUAUCUUUCUCAUUAAGCACUUCUGAAGUGAAUCCUUUUUAAGUUAAUUAGAAAAAUAUUUACAUUUUUUUUUUUUUUUAUUAACAUUUGAUGGAAUUUAAAACAUGGCACUUUAUGACCCCACCCUCCUAAAUCAAUUGUGUGUAUUGAAUUUGGCCUUUAAGUUGUAAUGAUUAAUAUUUUUCACUCUUAAUUAGAAGCCAAACUAAUAUAUAUAUAUAUAUAUAUAUAUAUAUAUAUAUAUAUAUAUAUAUAUAUAUAUAUAUAUAUAUAUAUAUAUAUAUAUAUAUAUAUAUAUAAACUGAGCUUGCAGCUUCCUAUGGUCCCUUUUAAUUAUAUUAGAUAAGGGCUAGACAAAUGAACCAAAAAAAAAAAUUGAUUUGUCAUGAACAAUAACUUUCCUUUUCAUCCUGGAAUAACUUGCAUCUCAUUCGGUCAAUAUACAUUCUCCUUUAAGGUUAUUUAGCACAAACUGCGGCUACAGCGGGAGUAGCUACUUUUGCUCAGUGAACGGACUCCAAUGUUUUAUCUUCCGUUGUUCAAUAAAACACUUUUAACUGCAACUGUUUAACGUUAAAUGCCUUAUUAAAGUAUCUUUAUAUUAUGUA